UGAUGUUCAUGCAUGAAAGUAAUCAUCAGGCCUGCCAGGAGCUUAAGUCCCUAAAUAAAAACACCACUCAUAACCCGUCUAGUUGACUCUGUUUGAGCCACCUAGAUAGCUCCACCCUUUCUUUCAUCUCUAUUCUCUCUCUCUCUCUCUCUCUCGCUCUCUCACGCUUGGAAAUGGAGACAAAACACCCAAAAGUAGAAAAGUCUGACCACAUAGUUUGGAGCUUGGAGGACCUUCCAGGCCAAGCCAAGUCUUAUACAUGUUCCUUUUGCAAGAAGGGCUUCUCAAACGCGCAGGCGCUGGGAGGUCACAUGAACAUCCACAGAAAAGACAGGGCCAAGCUUAGAGAAUCCUCCGAGGAAAACAUACUUUCUUUGGACAUGUUAAAGACGAUAAAUCCACCUGACGAUCAUUCCCAGGUUUCUGAAAUUAUACUAGAAUCCAGUGAAGAGAAAAGUUCGAGUCCUAGAAGACCAAGCAAACUUUCCAGGGAAGAUGAUGGUGGCAGUGCCAGUGUCAGUCCUGGAGGCAAAGUUGCUAUCAAGACCAGCGGCGAGAGUGAAAAGGAGAGUUUGCGGCUGAUUCAUGGUUGGACAUCUCAGAUAGAAUUGGAUCUCGAGCUACGGUUAGGGCCCGACCCUCAUCAGGAUCAGACGACAAAGAGUACCAGAGAGUGCUUUUGAAAUUUAUUUAUAGUGAAGAUGAUGCUCGACAUCCAAAUAAAAAGGUUUUUGCUUUCUCUGCUCUCCCUCUCUCUCUCUAUAACGAAUUUCUUCCAUUAGUACCAACUCCCAAAGAAGUGUAUGUAUGCUGCUUUCAAUAUUUUCCACUGUUUAUCUCUUGUAUAAAAGAAGAUUAAAUUUUGAUUUC
This is a messenger RNA of Theobroma cacao (cacao), 870 nucleotides long. RefSeq lists its product as uncharacterized. NCBI's taxonomy places the organism in Eukaryota, Viridiplantae, Streptophyta, Magnoliopsida, Malvales, Malvaceae. The record is from RefSeq and is a predicted model, not a curated record.